AUGGAGGCCGAAAAUACUGUAGGUUGCUCCGAUUCUUCCAAAAUCCUCCAUUUGCUUCGCAGGUUCCUUGCAAUACAGCAGCGCAGAGCCGAAGCCUACACCAAGCUCAAAAGUUGGUUUGCUGAGUAUAUGGAUUCUGGAAGGGAAUUAGCAUAUCAACAACUUUGCAGUGAGAUAACUGUAGAGUUCAAUGACUACUCCAAACAAGUUCUUGAAAUGGCAUCGCUAUUACUUAAUCCUUAUCUUUGCCGAGUUGAUCUAGCUCAGUUGCUCAAAGUUGUUCAAGAACAGGAAAAGCAGAAAUUGCAUCUGACAGCUACAAUUCAAGUGUUGAAGAAGGAAAGUCGUCCCUUAGAAUGUCCAGUGAGUCAUGAUAACUGCAGAUGUGAGAAGCCAAUGGAACAUGAAUGUAUCCACGUCCAUGAGAUAACCGAAGCAAUUGGAAUUGAAGAGGCAGAAGCAAAUGCUGAGUACGAUAAUGCUUUCAAGGAGGCCAUUAGUGGUGUGCAAGAUGCAAUGACCGCCAUAAAUGAACAUUUAGAAGAAGUUAGAUACAAAAUUGCUGCUCUCAAAGCUGAGUCAUGA
Juglans regia (Persian walnut) is the source of this 585-nucleotide messenger RNA. RefSeq lists its product as uncharacterized. The transcript has 4 exons. Bases 1 to 585 code for a protein of 194 amino acids. Lineage: Eukaryota; Viridiplantae; Streptophyta; Magnoliopsida; Fagales; Juglandaceae. The record is from RefSeq and is a predicted model, not a curated record.